AUGGUGUUAAAUAGGUUUAUGGAACCAGACUGUGUAUUUUCAAGGCUAUCAACUCAUACUACUGGCAUACUGGAUUUCAACUGUUAUUGUGUGGAAACAUUGAUAUUGGUAAUUGAAGUUAAGAGGAAGCAUAUUUUAGAAGGUAUCAAAGAACAGGCUUUUCCUGAGUUUUAUCAAGCAAGUGAAAAGGCAAGAAUGGUGAUUCAACAAAUUUACAACUAUAUGGGAGAAAAUAAACUUAGAUAUGGUAUCCUUACCACUUAUGAUAAUCACUGGUUUCUAUGCCAAGAGCAUACAGAGCUUUGGGUUUCAAAAACUCUUCCAUUAGAACCAAAAUCUCCACCAGUACUCAAGGCAUAUGCUUAUCUAACUCAACAGGCAAAAGAGAAUCCUAAUUCCCCUCAUCCACUUCAGGUACCAGUACAAGCUCAUGGGAAUAAUAAUUCAUAUGUUCUUCAAUCACAGUUAAAAUUAUCUUCUAACCAAUCAGCAAAUCAACAAACAACUCCCAGCACAUUGUUUCAUGGUGAUACAAUUGUUUUGAAGAGUGUAGACUUAUCAAAAGCCCCACCAUAUGUUUUGGAAGAAAUGCAGAAAGAAGUAGAGAUUUAUAAAGACCUUGCUGAUAUCCAAGGCAAGUAUAUCCCAAAGUUGGUGUGCUAUGGAUAUUAUGGAGGAGGUAUGAGUUUUGUUAUUGGCAUGACCAUUGUUGGUACUAUGUUGUUUUAG
Messenger RNA from Entrophospora sp. SA101, 729 nucleotides. Lineage: Eukaryota; Fungi; Glomeromycota; Glomeromycetes; Entrophosporales; Entrophosporaceae. The record is from the annotation of a GenBank genome assembly.